Molecule: messenger RNA, 3556 nt
Organism: Punctularia strigosozonata HHB-11173 SS5
Lineage: Eukaryota; Fungi; Basidiomycota; Agaricomycetes; Corticiales; Punctulariaceae
Product: TBCD protein
Exons: 21
Coding region: 1-3468 (1155 amino acids)
Biological process (GO): post-chaperonin tubulin folding pathway; microtubule cytoskeleton organization; tubulin complex assembly
Molecular function (GO): GTPase activator activity; beta-tubulin binding
Source: RefSeq, a predicted model, not a curated record
AUGGAAACGGACGCAUCGGACGCCCGACUGUUGAGCACGUUUGAAAAACAUGGCGAGUUCGUUGGACUACAAGACCGAUUCCUGGCAAGCGAUCUUUGGGCGUUGCCUUCACCCGAGGAUGAUCACAAAGACACUGUGACCCUGGUUGGGAUGUUGAGAAUUUUCAAUGAAUAUCAAGAACAACCAUACUUGCUCGAUCCCUUCCUGGAGUCGCUCGUGACACCUGUGGUGCAGAAGCUUAGAUCGUAUGCCAGACAACGCGUUCGAUCGCCGAAUGCUCCGCGGUCUCUUGAACGAGUAAACCGACUGGCAACACUCAUCUACAAUUACACGAAGUUUCGCGGCUAUAAGACCAUCAUUAGGUUUUUCCCCCAUGAAGUGGCCGAUCUCUCUGUCGCUAUUGGCUAUAUGCGCCUGCAUGACGAGACGCAAGGUCCGAACGAGUGGGCUCUACGCUACGUCGUGCUGUUGUGGUUGUCGCUUGUGUGUAUGAUCCCGUUUGACCUGGCUCAGUUCGAUGAGGAUGGUCAAUCCGGGAAGACCGCACGCACCGUUGAGUCCAUAGGAAAAGAUUACUUGGGAAAGGCCGGAAUAGAUCGAGAUGCCGCGGCUUUGCUGCUUUCAAGACUGUACAUGAGGAAGGAUACGCGUUCCAUGUUCUCCGAGUUCCUACAAUGGGCAGGAGAAGGUCUCGCUGGCUCGACCGAUGCGUUCAUGUGCACCGGCAUCCUGAGGACUGUCUGCGAAAUCGGCAAGUCCGGACCUGUCGAAGAGAUCCGAGAAAAAACUUCGGAGUUGCUUGACCUGGCGCGUGUCGUGCAAGGGCGUUCCAGUGCCAUGGCAAACACCAUCAUCAGGAAGUUGAGGGUGAAGUUGCUAUCUCGAAUUGCCCUACGAACAUUACCAGGCAAAGCACGCAGAAAUCGGAAUAAAGGACGGGUUCUUGUCGCUCUUGAGGAUGAUGCCACUGCCGCCGGAGACGUGGAGCUUCUCGAAGAUCCGGACACAAUGGAUAUCGUCGAAAGCGUUCUCGAUGACCAUUUCAGCGCACUGCAGGACAAGGACACAAUCGUUCGAUGGUCAGCAGCGAAGGGCGUUGCUCGUAUAUCAGAACGACUCCCGACCGACUUCUCGGAUCAGGUCUUGCGCAACAUCCUUGGCCUGUUCGAGAUCCACUCAAUGGCGGCGGCGACUAUCUAUGACAUGUCUUCGAUUGCGGAGGCUACAUGGCACGGUGCAUGUCUUGCGAGCGCAGAGAUGGCUCGCAGAGGUUGCGUAGCAGACUACAAUGUCGGCGAGCUCAUAGAAUGGAUGUUCAAGGCCCUUUACUUUGAUAUACGAAAGGGUGCACAUUCAGUCGGCUCUAACGUUCGGGAUGCGGCCUGCUACGUUAUAUGGUCGCUGGCGAGAACUCAAGACACCUUGACGCUGAGGGCACAUUGCAAUGCACUUGCCUUUGCCCUGGUGCAAGUUGCUCUGUUCGACCGCGAGGUACAUAUCCGACGUGCGGCUAGCGCGGCUUUCCAGGAGCAUGUCGGUAGAACGGGCCUCUUUCCACACGGCAUAGAUGUGCUCCGAAAGACUGACUUUUAUGCUGUUGGCAUUCGGAGAAAUGCGUUUCUUGUUGCUGCACCCGAGGUCGCCGAACACUCUGAGUAUAGGCCGAGUCUUAUUAAUCACCUGCACGCUGUCACGCUGCGACACUGGGACCCCGCGAUGCGCGUCCUAGGAGCCCGAGCCUUGCGUAUAAUCUGCGAGGUCGAUCUACCGACGGAUGGGCCAAGUUCACGUCGUCGGGCGGCGGAGCUACUAGAUUCUCCCGAUAAUACGGACGUGCAUGGAGGACUCUUGGCGUUGGCAGAGCUGGCAGCAGCGUUUGACCAAGCAGGCUUGUUCGAUGAGAAGCGCGAGACGUUUGCAUGCCUGGCGUUGGCGCCCGCAGACAGGAUCAUGUCCUCUAGACAUGAGGAUCUUACAGCUGCAGCCUGCACUUUGAUCGGAAGCAGCAUAUCCAUUGAUGAAAUCCAACUCGGGCAAGCAACGAGAGUGCCGCACUGGCGUAAAAUCCUCGAUUUCGGUCUUAAGCACAGGAGCGUCGCUGUUCAAGAGGAGUCUGCGCGUGCGAUGGCCUCCGUCAGCCAUCUCGUGGAUUGUUCGGCGAUUGUGACAAGGUUGAUAGAAGAUUGCAAGCGGGGUUCUCCCACUACCACGGAAGGCGUGACCCGGUUGAUGGGCUUCCUCGACUAUGAAGCAUAUUCGCACUCACUCCUGAAGGUCGUUCAGUUCUUAUUGAACGUAGUCAGCCCUGAAAACGCCUCCACUGUAGAAGCCAGACGCAAUGCGUUCACCUCGAUGCAUCAGCUGCUUUCCAAGGUCUCCCCGUGCCUCGCUGAAUCUCUCGGGCCAUCCAUAACCCGUCGCAUGUUUGAUGCCCUCUAUGCGGGACUCGAUGACUACACUAUCGACGAGCGUGGAGACGUCGGAUCCUGGAUUCGGAUGGCAUGUAUGGACGGCCUUACAGCGUUCGCCGAGAGCUUGAUGGCCAAAGGGCUUGCCAAGGAUGAACUGGAGCAGUAUCUUCCGCCUGAUCGGUACCAUCUCGCCGUUGCAGGUAUCUUGAAACAGGGCAUGGAGCGAUUAGACAACGUCCGUGCAUGCGCGGGUGCCGAUAUAGUGAAGUUGCUGAAUAUACCCGUCCCGUCCGUCCUUGACGGAGAGGCGUGGCGACUGAAAGGGGAGCAGCUAAUGAAGGAGUUAUUCUUAGGUGAUGAGGAGAACGUCCGGUGGAGCGAUGGCGAAUGGCUUUACCCUCGGGCCGUGCAACUGCUACAAAUCAAGGAAUAUCGGAGUGCUAUUCUCGACGGCCUCGUGGUCAGCAUCGCGAGCAGAACGGACAGCACGCAACGCACCGCGGCGCUAAGUCUAAGGACAUACGUUCAGCGACUACCGGUCACUGCCUCAGAUCCAGAUUCAUGCGACAUCUGUGGCCUAUGCGAGAGACUGGCCGAGAAAGCGAAGCAAAACGCUACAUCGAACCUUAUCGUGAUACCGCUGCUACAGACGUUUCAAGUCCUAUUUGAAGCGGACGUGCUUGUUGCCGUGGCACAGUCCGCUCGUGGCCUGCGCAGCCUACAAACCUUGCUUGACUUAGUAACCAAGAACGUUUCCCGGCUUAAAAGCAUACAGCGCAUCAUCAUGUCAAUGAAGACAACCGUAAACCUUCUCACCGUCCCUGCGAUCUUUGAUGCUUGCGUCGCUCUUUUACCCAGAUUCCUUUCUCAUCCGGUUCCCAAGGUGCGCGCUGAUACGGCGGAAUAUUUGUACCUGUUCCUGCAAAGCAACGACGUUCAGGGUGAUACUGAGGAGAUCGAAAACCUCCUGCUCGAAACCGAAUGGACGCUAGCCGAUAUGUCAGUCACGCGAGAUACUUCCGAGAAGAUAGUUGCGUUACUAUCGGGGGAUCCCUGAACCUUUUCCACCGGUGCCGAGUCCACACGAGGUUGCUCCGGGAAAGGGCUCACAUGUAUAGUAACGUUCAAUACAAGAAGUGUGAAAU